Messenger RNA from Pipra filicauda (Wire-tailed manakin), 2754 nucleotides. It is a transcript of the gene ESRP1, whose product is annotated as epithelial splicing regulatory protein 1. Gene Ontology annotation, cellular component: ribonucleoprotein complex. The record is from RefSeq and is a predicted model, not a curated record. Lineage: Eukaryota; Metazoa; Chordata; Aves; Passeriformes; Pipridae. Gene Ontology annotation, molecular function: RNA binding. The transcript has 14 exons. Bases 563 to 2473 code for a protein of 636 amino acids.
GCAGGUCCGGGCCGCCGUCGGUGCCCGAUGGGGCUCCUCGGAGGCCGGGGGCGGCUCGUCCGCCGCCGCGCUCCCGCAACCCGCCCGCAAUCCCGGCACCGCGCUUGGCGUCCCGCCCGCAAUCCCGGCCCCCCGUUCCCGCUGCCGCCCCCGCCGCGCUGCCACGUCCCCGCCCGGCGGGGCCAAUGGGCGGCGGCGCCAGGUGUGUGUUACCUGCACCACGUGGGCCGGGGGUGGGCAGGUGGUGCCGCGGCCCCGCGCUGAAAAGCCCGCAGCCAUUGCGCGCUUCCUAAGGGUGCAGCCGGAGUGGGAGCGGCCGCCGCCCGCCUCGGGAAAAAGGGGGUGGGAAAGCGGGGGGAAGCCGUGCGCCUCCCCCGCGCCAGGUCCUUGGGGAGCGAGGCUGCAGGUGGGGGCUCUGCCGCUUGGGUCUCGCCUGGAAGCGCCUCGGGCAGGGAAAGUUUCCGCUCUCUUCUCGUCCCCUUCUCCUCCUUCCUUUCCUCCUUUUUCUUUCUCUCUUCUUUCUUUCUCUCCUUUUUAUCCUUUCUGCUGACCCUGUGGCACCAUGACGGCGUCUCCCGACUACCUGGUGAUCCUCUUUGUGACCACGGCGGGCACCAACGGGGCAAGGCUGGGCUCAGACGAGCGAGAGCUGCUCCAGCUCCUGUGGAAAGUGGUCGACCUGAGGAGUAAGGAGCUGGGGCACCUGCAUGACGUGCUGGUCCGGCCUGACCACCCAGAGCUGACGGCUGAGUGCCAGGAGAUCACCCAGGUGGAUGUGGAGAGCCUGGCACUGGCUCCACCGCUGGAGCAGGCACUGAGACAGUUUAAUCAGUCUGUGAGCAAUGAACUGAAUAUUGGUGUAGGUACUUCCUUCUGUUUCUGUACUGAUGGACAGUUGCACAUUAGGCAGGUUCUGCACCCUGAAGCUUCCAAAAAGAAUAUCUUACUGCCUGAAUGCUUCUACUCCUUUUUUGACUUGCGGAAAGAAUUCAAGAAGUGUUGCCCUGGCUCACCUGAAGUUAGCAAACUCGAUGUUGUGGCCAUGACAGAAUAUUUAAAUCUUGAUAAGAACAGUCCAGCAUUUCCGUAUGGAGCCUCUCAAGUUGAAGAUAUGGGGAAUAUUAUUUUAAGACUAAUAUCUGAACCAUACAAUCACCGAUUUUCAGAUCCAGAAAGAGUGAACUACAAAUUUGAAAGUGGGCCUUGCAGCAAGAUGGAACUUGUGGAUGACAAUGCUGUUAUCCGAGCGAGAGGAUUGCCAUGGCAGUCGUCUGACCAGGACAUAGCGAGAUUCUUCAAAGGCCUAAAUAUUGCCAAGGGAGGUGCUGCACUCUGUCUCAAUGCCCAAGGUAGAAGGAAUGGGGAGGCUCUUGUGAGGUUUGUAAGUGAAGAGCAUAGAGACCUAGCACUACAAAGGCACAAGCAUCACAUGGGGAAUCGAUACAUUGAGGUAUACAAGGCAACAGGUGAAGACUUCCUUAAAAUUGCAGGAGGCACUUCCAACGAGGUUGCACAGUUCUUGUCAAAAGAAAAUCAAGUGAUUGUCAGGAUGCGAGGUCUUCCUUUCAAUGUAACAACAGAAGAAGUGCUGACUUUCUUUGGCCAGCACUGCCCUGUAACAGGAGGGAAGGAGGGAGUCCUGUUUGUCACAUACCCUGACAGUAGGCCGACAGGGGAUGCCUUUGUCUUGUUUGCUUGUGAGGAAUACGCACAAAAUGCACUGAAAAAGCAUAAGGACUUGCUGGGGAAAAGGUACAUUGAACUCUUCAGGAGCACUGCAGCAGAAGUUCAGCAGGUGCUGAACAGGUACUCUUCCACACCUCUCAUUCCUCUUCCAACACCUCCUAUUCUUCCAGUAUUACCUCAACAAUUUGUGCCUCCCACAAACAUCAGAGACUGCAUACGUUUGCGUGGUCUUCCCUAUGCUGCUACUAUAGAGGACAUCCUGGAGUUCUUGGGAGAGUUUUCUACAGAUAUUCGGACCCACGGAGUUCACAUGGUACUGAACCACCAGGGACGUCCGUCAGGAGAUGCUUUUAUUCAGAUGAAAUCUGCAGAUCGAGCUUUCCUGGCUGCACAGAAGUGUCAUAAGAAGACUAUGAAGGACAGAUAUGUUGAAGUCUUUCAAUGUUCUGCUGAGGAGAUGAACUUUGUAUUAAUGGGGGGCACUUUAAAUCGAAAUGGCUUGUCCCCACCACCAUGUAAGUUACCAUGCCUUUCACCCCCUUCCUACUCCUUUCCUGCUCCUGCUGCAGUUAUGCCAACAGAAGCUGCUCUGUAUCAGCCAUCCAUGCUCCUCAACCCACGAACACUCCAGCCCUCCACAGCCUACUACCCUGCUGGGGCUCAGCUCUUCAUGAACUACACAGCAUAUUACCCCAGUAUGCAGCAGAGGAUGGACUUGUACACACAAAUGAUCCUACCAGGACAGUGUCCAAAGAAUGGAUUUGCAUUUAAAGGCCCCAGCAGUUAGACUUCCUUAGAGAAGGUAAGGAUAUGAACCCCAGGAGAUGGGUUUUGGGUGCAUCAUAGUGUUUGCUUCAGAUAACCACCAUAUCAACAUAACUUUUCAUUUGCUGCCCUGGGAACACGGCUAGUCUUUCCUAUUUCUAGAAUGUCAUGCUGCAGUGUAUAAAGCCUUGGCUGUUAAAGCCAUCAUUUAAAAGAUUUUGACUACUCCAGUCAUUGUAAGGGCUGCUGCUUUACAUGCUUCCCAGGGCUUCAAAUGCAUGCUACUUCAAGCUUUAAUACCAG